GGCGAGAGGCGUGUGCUGCGCGUGCCCAAAGGGAAUGAGCGAAAGAGCGCGCGGGGAGGGGGGGGGGCGGACAGCGACGCGCCUGCGCGGAAAGGAGACUUCUGCCCACCAACGGCGCCUGAUCUUCCGGUGUGUCCCCGGCAGGCCGCCGUCAUCGGCGCCUGCGCGGCGGGCAUUAAAAGGGGACGGGGGGCGGGGCGCGGAGCCUUCCUUCCUUCUUUCCUGCCUGCCUUCUUUCGGUUGAUGGCGGAUCCCGAAGAGAAAGGAGGAGCAGAAGGCCAAGCAGAAGCAGAGCAGCGCUCCAGGGCAGGCUCCGGAGGACCCCGCAGGUCGCGCGCCCGCGCAGGGGGCCUCUCUAGACCACAGCCCAGGCCAAAGAGUGAUGGAUAACAACACUGUGAAUGGAGGCGACCCUAUGCAUGACCUCAUGAGGUUCCCCCAUCGCUACACAAAGGAAGAGCUGCUGGACAUCAAGGAGCGCCCCUUCUCGAAACGGAGGCCUUCCUGCCUCUUGGAAAAAUACGACAGCGAUGGCGUUUGGGACCCGGAGAAAUGGCACGCUUCCUUAUACCCGAAUUCAGGGCGGACCUCACCGGUCGAAGAAAGGCCCAAGAAGGACCCGGAAACUUCUCUUAUGCGCAGGAUCGUUGACCCCCGGGAACGGGUCAAGGAGGAGGACCUGGAGGUGGUGCUGAGCCCUCAGAGGCGGAGCUUCGGGGGCGGCUGCCAUGUCACAACCCCAGCUUCCACAGCGGCAACCUCAGCGACCCUGACCUCAGGGUCACGCCGCUCUGGGAGCCCGCUGGAAAAUGGGCGGCGGAUUGGAAGCGGGCGCCUGCUCUCCUCCACUGCUGCCACCGUCAACUCUAGAGCUGCCGCUGCUGCCUUCGAGGGCAAGGAGCCCCCCCACAAGGAGAAGCGCUUCCGGAGGGACUAUGGAGAGGGGAAACGAAGCUAUGGGGAGCGGCGGCGCCACGACUCCUACACGGAAGAAGAGCCAGAGUGGUUCUCGGCGGGCCCCACCAGCCAGUCAGAGACCAUCGAAUUGAUUGGCUUUGAUGAUAAGAUCCUGGAGGAGGAACAGAAAGGCCGGAAGCGCUCCCGGAGGAGGAACGCCUCCCUCAAAGAAGGCAUCGAAUGCAAUGGGGGUUUGGCUGAAGAGGAAGUGGGCCGCAGACAGGAAGUGGCGGUGUCCGAACAGGAAGUCCCGCCCACCCGGGAGGAGUUUGACUUCAAUGAGUUCUUCAACCUGGAUAAGAGUGUCCCUGGUUUGGCCUCCAUGAUUGAGGACGUCUUGGGCGAGGGGUCGGUGUCAUCUGUAUCUUCCAGUCGCUUCAGCCGCUGGUUCUCCUCCAACCCCAGCCGCUCUGGGAGCCGGUCUAGCAGCCUGCGCUCCACCCCGCAUGAGGAGCUCGAACGCCUGGCCGGCCUAUCGCCACCGGGGUCAGUGGGCGGGGCGUUCUUUGCCCCCAUUCCGGUGGAGGGCCUGGAAGCGGGCCCAGGACACGGAGGGGGGCGUGGCUUGGGCCCGGGUGGCGGGGCCUCCUCCUGCCCAGAGGGCCAAGAGGUGGACAUCCUGGAGAUGCUGCACAAAGCCAAGGUUGACCUCCGACCCCUGCUCUCCAGCCUCUCCGCCAAUAAAGAGAAGCUCCGCCAGAGCACGCAUUCUGGGGUGGUUCUGUCCGUGGAGGAAGUGGAGGCCGGGCUCAAAGGUCUGAAGAUGGAGCCGGAAGCCAAAGCACCCCAGAAUCCCUUGGGCUCGAGGCGUUUCAAAGAUGGUGCCGGCGGAGGAGGCGGAGACAUGUCUGCCUUCAACAAGCUGGUCAGCUCCAUGAAGGCCAGCGGGACCCUGCCUUCCCAGUCUUCCAAAAGCAACCAAAACCUUGACAGCCAAUUGAUCUCCUCUCCAGAAACAGCCAAGAACAUCCUGCAGGAGAUCCUUGGGGGGCCUGGAAACCGCCCUCCUGCUCCUGUCCCUGCCCCUCCCACUCCCUCCUCGACAGUCCUGAGCGCCUUGAUGGGGGGCCUGGAAACCACCACCACCUCCUCGCCUACCCCUCCCCCGCCCCGGGCUUCGUCCGCAGACUACUUGAGGCAUCGCAUCCCUUCCCCAGUCGGCUUUGGGCCGAGUGUACAAGCGCCAUUGCUAGGCGACCCCUUCCAAGGGAUGAGGAAGAGCAUCAGCCCCGCUGCAGCACAGCUGGACCUCCCACCGGGAGCAGUGGAGGGCUUCCCCUUCCUGCCAGACCUGGCAGCAGCCAUGACACUCUCGGGUGUUUACCAGCCAGGUUUGGGCUUGGGCCCGGCCGCAGUGGAGAAGGGACGCGACAUGGGCUUCAGGAACAGGCAGCCCGGUCGUAUGGCCAAGCCUCCCGCUGCCUUGGGCCACCUGCCCAGCCCGGCCUCCCCGCCAGCCUCUGUCACCAGCAUGCUCUCCCCUUCUUUCACGCCCACCUCUGUGAUCCGCAAGAUGUACGAAAGCAAAGACAAAGGCAAGGAGGAGAAUGGGAAGAGCAAGGGGCACCAAGGCGACCACGGAGGCGACGACAACGAUCAGGCCAUGGAGCUGGAGGCUCCGCCCCCCGGGGUCAAGCUAUCCCGUGGCUCUGCCCCUUCCUGCUGCUCCUCCUCAUCCUCGCUGCGCUGUUGCCCCAAAGAGGCGAAGGUGCUAUGUGAGAGGAAGCUCCCACCGGCGGUGUCCCCAGUGCCGGCCCACUUCCUGCGGCAGGCCCCGCCCCCAGCCCCGCCUCCCCCGCUGCCCCCCGGGCUGGUCCAGAGGAUGCUUGCCCAAGGCCUCCCCCCGCACCACCUGCCCCCCUUGCUCCAAGCCGGGCUGCUGCCACCGGGCGUGGACCUGGCCCUUCUGGGGCAGCCCUGUUACCCGCUCCUCAGCCCACGCCCAGCAGGGCCCCUCCAGCUGGCCAUCAUGCAGCACCAGCACCAGCUGCAGCGGUCAGGCUCGGGAGGCCCCCCCUCAGCCAUGCGCCCUGCCCCACCUCUCCCUCGUGGCAGCGGAGGCGUAAUGGGCGUGUCCUCACUGGGAGGCCCAGGGGGCGUGUCCUCCACCUCCUCGUCCUCCUCUGCCCUGUCACGGUGGUUUGGCUCCGAGGUGCUGCAGCAGCCCCUCCCCUCCAUGCCCUCCUCCAAGGUCAUCAGUGUCGACGAACUUGAGUUCCGGCCUUGACCCCCCAACGACUCCUGACCUUCGACCCCAGGAAACAAAAUGGCUGCCGAUGGACCUCUGCUCGGCUAUCUUGACCUCUGUGCUUCUUACUUUCAGAAAAUAGAUAUUUUCGGGGGCAGAAUUCCCGUCUUCCUUGGUUUUUAGAAGGAAAAUCGUUUUUUGUCGCAAAACAGAACAAAUGACAUUGGAUUUAAUUUGCAUCAAUGGCGGCUUUGUUUUUUCUCUUGGGGUUUUCUUUAGGUUUUUUCCAUGUUUUUCCACAUUAUUUUUCUUUUUUGUCUCGUUUUUCAGAUUUCUUUUUUGUCUUUUUAUUUUGUCACAUAUUUCUAAACACUUCUUCAAUUCUUUUUGCCUCGUUAUUUUUCCUCCUUUCUCCUCCCAUUUAUUUUCAUUUCCCCCUCAUUAAAAAGGUUCUCCGUUUUUUGUUUUUCUUUUUUCCCUCCAUUUCCUCAACAUUUUCUCAGUUCUCCACUCAAUUUUAAAACUUUCUUUUUUACUUUUAAAAAUCCAUUUUCUGAACAUUUUCACCCCAUUUUCUCCCCAUUUCUCAAUUUCUUUUCCAGUUUACCCAAUUUUCUCCCUAUUUUUACCAUCUUUUUUCUCUCCCUUUUUCUAAAAUGUUGACUUUUUCGCCCUCAUUUUUAUCUCGAUUUUCUUUUUCUUGCUUAUCUCCCCAUUUGUUCUCAUUUUUAAUCUCAUUUUUCUCCCCAUUUCUCUUGUUUUUUCUCAUUUUCUCCCUUUUUAUCUCCUUUCCUCUCGCUUUUUCUCAAUUUUUCCUUUUCUCAAUUUUCCCAUUUUCAUCAGUACCCUCCCGUUUUUCUCAUUUCCCCCUUCCUCCCCCCUCAAUUUUUCUGCUAUUAUUCUCGUUUUUCUUUUUUCAUUUUUUCUCAUUUUUCUCUCUCAUUUUUAUCAAUAUCCUCUUUUUCUUUUUUUUUCUAUUUUUUUCUCCUUUCCCCCUUGUUUUUCUUCCGAUUUUCUCCUCGUUUUCUCAAUAUUUUUUUCUCGUUUUUAUUUUGAUUUUUCCCCUUUUUUCUCCUUUUCUCUCAAUAUUUUUUCUCCCUUUUCCCUCAAUCUUUUUGCCUUUUUCCUCAUGUUUUCUUGAGUUUUCAUCCCAUUUUUCCUUUCUUUUUCCGCCGGUUUCCCUUUUUCUUUCUUUGUAAAAUGAAUGAAGUCCGAAACAAAGAGCAGCCAUUAAAAUAGGAUGGGGCAAAAAAAGGUUCUUUUCUUUCCUCGUUUCGCCAGAAAUAAUAUGUACAGAGCCUUUGUGUAAAUACAGAACAAUGUAUAAAACAAACAAAAAAAUAAUGGUUUUUGUUUUUCUUUUGUUUUGGUUGGGAUUUAUUGUUUAUUAUUAUUAUUUGUAUAUAUCUAUUUCUCGGUUGUUUUCCUCUUGCUUAAUUUCUUUCUCCAUUUAUCAAGCUGUACAUAAAGAUAGAUAGCAAAA
Anolis sagrei ordinatus is the source of this 4628-nucleotide messenger RNA. RefSeq names its product eukaryotic translation initiation factor 4E nuclear import factor 1 (gene EIF4ENIF1). Gene Ontology annotation, molecular function: mRNA binding. Lineage: Eukaryota; Metazoa; Chordata; Lepidosauria; Squamata; Anolidae. Gene Ontology annotation, cellular component: nucleus; cytoplasm. Gene Ontology annotation, biological process: negative regulation of translation. The record is from RefSeq and is a predicted model, not a curated record.